Messenger RNA from Rhizophagus irregularis DAOM 181602=DAOM 197198, 1185 nucleotides. RefSeq lists its product as uncharacterized. Lineage: Eukaryota; Fungi; Glomeromycota; Glomeromycetes; Glomerales; Glomeraceae. Gene Ontology annotation, molecular function: protein binding. The record is from RefSeq and is a predicted model, not a curated record.
UACACUGAAUCUUCUUUUUUUUUCCUAUGGUACAAAACAAAAAUGGGGAACGGAUUAUCAAAUUAUUAUGAUUCGAACCCAAAUACUGAAAAAAAUUCUCAAAGAAUAACCACAAUAGCACCAAAUUAUAAUAAUGGAGAAGUUGAUUCUACAUUAUCAAAACAAACUUUAAUUCCAAACCUUUUAGAAGAAUCGGAAGAAAAAUUAAAAAAUAAAGAUUAUAAAAGUUAUAUAACUAUUUUAAAAAGAGCAUCAAAUCUUGGAUCGGGUCUUGCCGCAGCAAGAUUAGGAUAUAUCUAUUUAUAUGGAUUACAAGAAACAAAAUCUGUGACACCAAAUUAUGAAACAUCAGCAGAAUAUUAUUUUUUGUCAUUAAAAUUAUUUAACUUGAUUGAUAAUAAAUUAUGGGAUAUGAAUUUAUUAUUAGAAGUGAUUGAUAAUAUUACAGAAUUAUAUCGAUUUCAAUUUGAUAAAGAAAUUGAUAAUAGAUUAUGGGAUGAAGGAUUAACUUUAUUAAAAGAAAUUGAUUCAAUUAUAAAUGAAACUCAAUUUAUAAAAUUUCAAACUCAUGAAAAUAAUCAAAUACGUAAAGCUAUUAGAAUUCAUAUUUUAUUCAUUUUAGCUUCAACUUAUGAAUUAGAAUGUAAUUAUAUUGAAGCAAUGAAUAUUUAUCAAGAAUGUGAAAAAAUUGGGAUGACAAAUAUUUUAAGCGCGAAUAAAUUAAUCAAAAAGUCUCAUACAAAUUAUAGAUUAUUACGAGAAAAAUUAGAUAAAGAAAUUCCAAAUAUUUCCCCAAUUUGUGUAGAAUGUAAUUUUAAACCAAAAGAUAUUGAAGAAAUUUGGAAAUUAUUGGUUUGUUCUAAAUGUCAACGCGUUGCUUGUUGUAGUCGUCAAUGUUUACAACAUCAUAUAGAUAAUAAUCAUAAUAAUAAUUCUUAGGUUAGAAGAUUUUGUACCAGUGAUUAAAUAAAAAGAUUUGAUUUGAUAUUAUAAAAUUACCAUAAUAUAUUGUACAUAUUUUAUAUAUAAUGGCACAUAUUUUAAUGAGGCGAAGUAAAUGAAUAUUUUUAAGCCAUUUUAUCCAUUUUAUUACACUGCCACAAAAUAUUUUAAUUCAUGAAACACGGCAUUAAACCAAAAGAGAAAUUAUCAGAUGAUCCUAAAUAUGAAAAUCAGCAUUAUUUA